CACUCUAUCCCUCUGCACGCCUGUCCCCACCUCACGUGACAGGCCUGUGAGUGUGAGCUGCGCUCCGCCUGGCUGUGAGUGUGGCUCCGGCAUGAGGACGAGGAAAAGCGGGGAGCCGGCCACACCAUGAUCCGCAGAGCGAGGCUCAGCUUCAAGCCGAACGUCAGGCCCAGCGGCCGUGCAGGCGGCGGACAGGAUGGAGGAGGCGCUCCCCCAGCUGAGCCUCUACCUGAUCCCGGAAAGGAUACCAGGGCAGAGGGUGGUACAGGGGCCCCUGUCACUGAGGAGCCCGUACUACCGCCACCCAAGGAGGAGAGCAAGGCAGAACCUGUUGAAUCAGCGGCUACAGUCGGCGAUGAGACUCCGCCAAGUAAGACGCCUUCCGCUCCACUCCAAAGGAGGAAGAGAAUUUCUACUUUGCCUAACCUGGCCAAACCAAGGGUUUCAAAUUCUGCCUCUGAUGUGGUUCUUAAAGUUUCACAAGCGGAUGUUCCUUCAAUGCCACCCGUCACCCCCGCCCUAUGUAGGAGUGAGGGACCAGAGAAGGGCAAGGCGCUGAGCUCUCAGAAACCCCCGGUGCCCCUGUCUCCUCCUCAAGGGCAACAUGUAAGUUUACCUGAAAAAAGGACACCGGUACCUCAGGUCCCUCAGUUUUCUCCAUACAAGAAAUCUGUCCUUAAGCCCCAGGACGUUAGUACUGCCAAACCUGUGGAGGGCCCCCAGAAGGAGGAGCCCAGCCCGCUGAAGGAGCGGCCGUCCCAGAAAUCCUGCCCCAAUGAAGUCUAUGAAGUGGUGAAACCAGUGAGAAAGACCAUCACCAGCAAUCUGGAAAGGGAGAGGCUUAGACGAGCGCAGAAACUUCGCGAUUUGCUGAAAGCUGAAUUGCAUAAUGAGCGGAAAGCGUGGAGGGCGAAACAUCCCAUUAUCAACCCAUUGGAAGAGCUGGAAAAAUCCAAGAUGACGAUGAGAGAUUUCAUACACUUCAUUCCAAUGAGUAACCCAAUGAGCUCUUCACUUGAAGAAAGUCCAAGCCCUGAGAAGUCUAUCCCCGUGGAAUCUCCGGUUUCUGGAUUGGGAGGGAAAAACAGCAUAGAAGAUGAUCUUGAUGAUGACGAAGAAGCAGAUGAUAGCCAGAUGCUGGCACCUCGUGUGAAGGUGGCAGAGGAUGGCUCCAUUAUUCUUGAUGAGGAGAGUUUAACCGUUGAAGUCUCCAGAAAUAAAGCACCGAUUGUUGAAGGGAAUGAUCCAAUUUUUGAACGAGGUUCCACAACAACAUAUUCUUGUUUCCGGAAGACGAAUUACUCCAAGCCGUGGUCUAAUCAAGAAACUGAUAUGUUCUUCAUGGCCAUCAGUAUGGUGGGAACAGACUUUUCAAUGAUUGGACAACUUUUCCCUCAUAGGGAAAGAAUAGAGAUUAAGAACAAAUUUAAGAAGGAAGAACGAGUGAAUGGAUGGAGGAUAGACAAGGCUUUUAGGGAGAAGAGAGAUUUUGAUUUUGAAUUUUUUGCUGCGCUCCUCGAUAAAGCUCUUGAAGCAGGAAAGAAAAAGAAAACAAGAAGUCAACAGCCACGUAAGACGAAUGCUAAACCACGCAAGAAACAAAAAGGCAAAGCGGCCUCAGAGCAAAGCCUUUGUGAUGAGGAAUUGAUUAUAUCAGAAGAGGAAGGAGCGGAUGCUAGAACAGCAGAGAAGGAGAACAACAGAUCUCUAGAUGUUGAUGACUGCUCGGCGGUGGCUGAACCUGCCGCUGUCAAAAAUAAGAGGGCCAAGAGGAAAAAAGAUCACGCAAAGGAACCCGACGAGGAAAAUCAGGAGUCACAGGAUGACGACGUAACACAGAUACCAAAAAAGAAGUCUAAAAGAAAGAUCACCGCACGGGACACUGACAACAGACCCGAGCUUCAGUCAGUAGAUGGUGAUGGAAAUCUUAAAGAGCCCCUUGCUGAAAAGAAGACCAGAGUGCAACAAAAUAAACCUAAUUACAAAGAAUCUGAAUUGGAUGAUGAUGAUGAUGAAGAUGAUGCAGACUUGGACAUAACCGAAGAGUUUGAGCCUGAUGAUGUAGACCUGCCUUGUAAAGCCGGGGAAGCUGAUGUCUCCUCUCAGUCGGUGGCUGUUACAUGUGAAGAGGAAACCUCACUAGUACUCUUUACUGAAGAGAGCGACUGCCAGUCAGGACUCGAGGAUCUAUCUGGCCUGCUUCACAGUCUAAGUGAGGUCAAAGAAGCUGCGUCACAACCCUCCGAUGUGUCUCUGGUUGGAGAAGCUGAGCCCAUGAUGGAUGUCCCCCAGGAAGAAACCAGCCUCCCUGCGUGUAAUAAGGUUGACAGUUCAGAUGCUGGAAGUGGACAGGUUGAUGAACAGGAUUCCGAACAUAAGGAUAAGCAAAAAGUGCCUCAAGGACGCAGAGUGCGACCUGCUCCAAACUUAUCCAGAGCUUCUGUGAAGAAGGUGUCUGCUGAAGAGCAAAGUGAUCCCAAACAGCAGACUGAGCGCAGUGAUGAUGUAGAGGUUGGGAAGAGUGAUGAGAAAAUAGUACAGGAAGGUGUCUUGAGUGUGGACCCACUGAUGGAAACAGAUAAAGCAGCGAAUUUGAGAGAAGAACCCAAUACACCACCGAAACCCUCAGUAUUAUUGAAAGGCCGAUUUCAGAGGCCAAGGCCAAAUCUCGGUCGAGCAGCAGCCAAGAGAGACAGGCUGACCUCACCAGAAGAGCCAAAGAACAUGCCUGAGGGAGAGGCCUGUGUGGAGAGCGCUUCAGAACAUGAUGACACCACCUCAGAUAUACCAGUUAAAGAGGCAGAACCAAAGCCUUUGCUUGCAAAAAGUAAUAUGGGAAGUUCCAUUACUGAAGAAGUUUCUAUAACUUUGGAAAAACAUGAAGAUGGAGGAUUUCAUGGGACAUCUGUAGAUUCUAACCCAACCAUGGCUGGUAAAGAGGAAAGUGCAUCUGACGAUAAAAAGGAGACCUCAAAACCAAUUUUAACAAAGGGCAGAUUUCAGAAACCAAAGCCAAAUUUGAACAAAUCUGUAACCAGAUCGGCUGUGACUGCUCCACCGGAGCCUCCUGUGCAGAAGGAAGAGAAGAAAACUGGUGCGACAUCCCCUGACCAUACUGAUCCCAAUACGUCUGUGGAUCUGUCAGUGUUAUCACCUGGAGCUGCAGAGAUGAAAUUGUCUACAGCAGAAGAUCUAUGUGACGCGGCUUCUGUUCCAUCACUUGCCCAGACUGGUAAAGAGGAAAGUGCAUCUGACGAUAAAACGGAGACAUUGAAACCAAUUUUAGCAAAGGGCAGAUUUCAGAAACCAAAGCCAAAUUUGAACAAAUCUGUAACCAGAUCGGCUGUGACUGCUCCACCGGAGCCUCCUGUGCAGAAGGAAGAGAAGAAAACGGGUGCAACAUCCACUGACCAUACUGCUCCCAAUAUAUCUGUGGAUAUGGCAGUGUUAUCAGCUGGAGAUGUAGAGGUGAAAUCAUCUAUAGCAGAAGAUCCAUGUGACACGGCUUCUGUUAUGUCACUUGCCCAGACUGGUAAAGAGGAAAGUGCACCUGACGAUACAAAGGAGACCUCAAAGCCAAUCUUAACAAAGGGCAGAUUUCAGAAACCAAAGCCAAAUUUAAACAAAUCUGUAACCAGAUCGGCUGUGACUGCUCCACCGGAGCCUCCUGUGCAGAAGGAAGAGAAGAAAACUGGUGCGACAUCCACUGACCAUACUGAUCCCAAUAUGUCUGUGGAUGUGGCGGUGUUAUCAGAUGGAGAUGCAGAGGUGAAAUCUACAGUAGAAGAUACAUGUGACAAAUCACUUGCCCAAUCAGAAGAAGCCAUAAGUGAUGCAAAACAAGGGGAAGCAGAAGCUUUAAAACCUGUCCGCACCAGAUUUCCAAAACCUAGUCCAAACCUUGUCCGAGCAGCUAUGAGAAAGGAGACCGUGGCUACGGAGCCUAAAACUCCAGAGAAGGGUCAAGGAACAACAAAGGUCAGUGAUAAGAACCCAGAGCUGUUGAAAACUGAGGAUAUUCUUGAUCCGUCCAUUGCUGGACAUGGCGGUAAAGAAACUGAACACGGCACUGAAGAAAAGUCUGCAGCUAUCAAGCCAGCGCAGCUAAAGCGUGGCAGACUUAUUAGACCAGUCCCGAACUUUGUAAAACAGUCUCCAAAGACCUUGAGCUCAUCACAGAGCAAGACAAGCGAAGAUGUAGAUGGCGGUGCUCCUGCGCUCAAGGAUAAAGAACAUGUGGCCACGUCCUCGCCAGCUAGCAAAAGAAAAGCCUCGGAUUGCGAUGUUGACGUCUCCCCCAAGAGACUUUGCCCCUCUGGCACACCCCAGAAGACUUCAUGUUUGCCAGACUCUGAAGUGGACCAAGCUUCAUUGACCAGUGAACCUCAGAGCAGCGGCCAGGCUAGCAUUGUGCAGGACACCGCUACUCCUCAACGCUCUAAAUUUGGUAGGCCUCUGAAGAAACUGUCCACAGCACCAGCUUCUGCGUCUCCCAAAUCCGAAAAUUCAUCUGACUGUCCAGAGAAAGAAAAAGCUGCACGCAAUGUUAAAUCAAGCACAACCAAAAUCUCAAAGCCAGUGCCCGGCAAAAGCAAGGGGAAGACCACGCUGGUGAAGAUCAGGGCUACACGGCAGGAAGAAGAUGAUGAUGAUGAAGAAGAUGCGGACCCGGGGUUUGAAGAAGAGAGUUAUGAUCUUGCACCUGAUAUGCAGAACCAGGCUCCAGUGUUCGUUCCCUUUAGUCUGAGGUCACCUAAGCCAGUUCCCGCUGAGAUUGAGGAGACCGUGGAAGAGCUUGAAAUACUGGUGGAUGCUGUGGAUUUGCCGAGUAGUGCAAGCCUGGAUUUGGGAGAAACUCCUUUUCAGCAUGUUGUGGAUCCUCAAGCUCAACCAGAUAAGAAAGGACAGUACGAUGGAAGUGCUGAAGCAGCAAUGACCCUAAUAUCAAUGGGCAGUUCUGUCUACAAGACUAAUAUAAAGGAACUUUUGUCUCCUGAUCCUUGUAGAGAAAAUGAUAUCUCCAGUCCUGGAAGGCAGAGCAGCCAAGAACCUCACACGGGUUUAAAACUGCUAUUGUCUCCGUCAAGGAAUUUUCUAUCAAGUCCUUCUCAUGAUGCAUGCGCUAUGGAGAGCAGCAUUACAGUAGAUACCAGAACGGUGGAAGAUUCUCGCUCUGAUCCCAACCUGGAGAAAAAAACCGAGACAAAUGUCACUAGAUCAGACUUUGGUUCAGCUGAGAAUUUACCGAAUCCAAUAAAUGACAACUUAACAUUUACAGUUGAGCAGAUAAGUUACCCUGUUGCGCAGCAAGAUUUUAAUUCUCCAGAAGUCGAAGCAUCAGAUGGCCUACUAGAAGGACAUGACACUGGAGAGGAAGCCACAUUUAUUUUGACACUAGUGGAAAUUCCCAUUAAUGAUGACUAUGCCUAUUCAUGUGAUUCAAGCAUGGCAGAAAGUCUUCCUGCUCCUGUGUUGAUCAGUUCGGGCUCCUCUCAAGUUCUGACACCGGAUCUGAAUCCCAGUUUGGAGACUGUACACGGCUCAUCUGAGACAAUCAGCCAGGAAGACAAAGAUCUCCUGUUCAGAGAGUCUUCUGGACAUAGAAGUGCUCAGUGCAUGGACGGAGAAGACCACCCUCCUCUGCAAGAGAAACCGCUUAACUCUGAGCAAGUCGUUGAUCUGGAAAUCAAAGCUACAGCUUGUGAAGUGGAUGGGGAUGGAAAACCUGCACCUGAUCUUUCAGUUCCUGAGCCCAAGCCUGAAGAACCAGCUGAAGCUACUCAAAUCAGUGCUACUCCUGUAAUAGAGAGACCCCCUAACUGGCCAGUACCAAAACCCAGUGCUACUGUGCCUGUGGAGAUGCCUGGAACGUCGUUCGAUUCAUUAAACAGAAAUUUGCCUUUGGUUUAUACAAACUCAGUGACAACUUCUAAAACGACAUUAAAAAGACCUGGGAAAAAACCAUUGGGAUUUUUACCUUUGGUUUGCAAAGAAAAGCAGGCUAAGAAAGCCAACGUAGAAAACAAAAAAAAGAAAUAUCUACCAACGCCAAAAUGUAGAAAGAAGUCCCCUACAGUUCACAGUCCACAGAAAGGAAGUCCAGAUGUAAACGUAGAAAAUGACAGUGAAGUGCCUUCAUCAUCAUCAUCAUUAUCUGCAGAAAUGGAAAGUGCUGCUUCUCAGAAUGCCCUCCCCUCCAUAUCUCAAAUUACUGACAAUCAAGAUACAGAACUAGAGUCGCCAUCCAAAUCACCUGACGUUGCUACUGAGGAAGAAGCCGCAUCGGUUUCUGAAUAUUUUUUCAGUGAUAUUUUCAUGGAGGUUGAUGACUGAUGGGACCUGAGCCGUCGGCUUCACAUCUUUUAAGCUGGAUUUGUGUGAAACGGCCUUUUUUUUUUUUUUACUGUGUAUAGCAGUCGUGUACAGUCACACCUUAGGAAAUAUAUUUAUUUAACGUUAAUUUAUUGGCUCAUUUUGAGCCGUCGGCUGCUACACGUUGCUGUGCAAUGCAUUACAGGAUGCCGUUUUCAGGUUCAGAUACUUGGACUGGCGUUGAUGUGAAUUGACGGGUAUUUUUUACACCAUACAGAUAUAUUGCAGGGGUUGGUUCUUCUUGCUGCAGUGCUCC
Bufo bufo (common toad) is the source of this 6628-nucleotide messenger RNA. It is a transcript of the gene BDP1, whose product is annotated as B double prime 1, subunit of RNA polymerase III transcription initiation factor IIIB. The transcript is spliced from 41 exons. The record is from RefSeq and is a predicted model, not a curated record. Gene Ontology annotation, molecular function: TFIIIC-class transcription factor complex binding. Gene Ontology annotation, biological process: RNA polymerase III preinitiation complex assembly. The coding region runs from base 127 to 6333 and encodes 2068 amino acids. Gene Ontology annotation, cellular component: transcription factor TFIIIB complex. Lineage: Eukaryota; Metazoa; Chordata; Amphibia; Anura; Bufonidae.